Messenger RNA from Penicillium soppii, 3564 nucleotides. RefSeq lists its product as uncharacterized. Gene Ontology annotation, biological process: transmembrane transport. NCBI's taxonomy places the organism in Eukaryota, Fungi, Ascomycota, Eurotiomycetes, Eurotiales, Aspergillaceae. The record is from RefSeq and is a predicted model, not a curated record. The coding region runs from base 1 to 3564 and encodes 1187 amino acids. The transcript has 3 exons.
AUGAAAGUCUUUUCUUCGAAAGCCGAUCAACAGGCACCGGCCCAUCUUCGCGAACCACCCACACGCGAACCAGCUUUCCCUGCGUUUCCCAUCAAACUCGAGUGGCUACCGACCCUGGAAAGGAGUGCCGAUCGCGAGACCCCAGCAAAUAUUCUCAACACAACGUGGAUUAGAUCAUUUACGGGGGUUGACCUCCCCGAGGAGGUCAUCCCGGAUCCCGAAGCGGACAUGUACGACUCGGCGGAGAUCGAGCUGGACGGAUCCCCAUUCCACAAAACAUCAAGGCCGCGACGCAGCGGAUUGCAUAAUACCCAAGGUCGAUCAUGGCGCGACACCUCGAAACGCCGAUGGAGUUCCUCGUGGUGGAUUGUUUUGGUCUGUCUAGUGACCUUAGCGUCGCCAACCGCUGCCGUUUUACUGGACUUUGACAACUGUUUAUCCAAAACUAUCCUCGAAUCCGACCCCUUACAACUGCAAUUCGUCCCCACCAAUGUCUCCGUCCAGUUCAACCUUACCAAUCCCCUUAACCCGCUCAGCGUGACGGUUUACGGCAAUGUGUCAGGCACUGUGUCGCGAACUGCGAACUAUCCGGCGCUGGACUCUCCAGAUUGGACUAACGAUAAUUGGACUGAUGGGAAGAUCGAGGACGUAAGCACUUCGAACAACAAAUACAGUACGUUGUUUACUGUGUUCGAUGUGCUUAGUUUCACCCCCUUCAACAAUGCCUCCCGGUUCCGCGACUCGGUCACGCAAGGCACCUUCCCAUUGGCUCCGGUUUUCAAGUAUAACAUGAGUGAUUUGAGCACGUUGUUAGCGUUCUCCGUUCAGCAUGAUAUGCUUUCCACGUACCGCUUUGGAACGAUCAUACCGCAAUUGUUGGUCCGCUCUGGAGAUGCCUCCGCGACGGAUCUGAGCUGUAUCACUGUGAAAAUCACACCCGACUUUGGAGCGUCUCUGAAAAAUGCCAUUGCCUACGUGCCUCUGGUUAUUCUAAUCUUGGUCGGUAUCGCCACCAUCACAGCCGCUAUGUAUAGUCCAUGGGGCACAACGGAUCUUUUCCGAUGGACAAGCAACUACGGUCGGGACGAAGACGUUCUCCGUCUGGUGACACCUGGGUUCUCAGACUGUCUUCAGUAUCUCCAGUUCGUGGUUUUGACAGGCGCACUUUCUUUGGACUACCCAGGUUUCUACCAGCCCGCGGUGAGUCAGGGUGCGUGGUCGGCUCUCAUGUUCAACCAAAGUUUCAUAAAUCCUGGCAUUGGCCGUGACCCUGUUGUGGAUGGCAUUUAUGCAGUUAAGGGAGACUAUGGCCUGGACAGACUGAAUCAGUACGUUGGCAUGGCUUCAUCUCAGGAUAUCUGGCCCGGUAUGAUGAUAUGGACGUUGGUGAUCCUGGCUUGCGUGACAGUGAUCUUCCAGAUCGCUUUCGCGCUCCGAUGGCUACACCGUGAACUGGCCAACAACACCGAUCAGGACUUGCGGGCGAGAAACUUGCCAUUCACUCUGGGCAAUCUCAUCCGCAUAGUUUUCAAUUUUCUACUUCUUCCCAUAGUCGCUCUUUCGUUCUUCCAGUUGGUUCUCGCCGGUUCAUCGGCUGCCUACUGUGUUGCUUUGGCGGCUGUAGUACUCGUGGUACUGGUGUGCUUUUCACUUUGGGUCAUCCGAGUGAUCGUUUCCACCCGACCGAAGUCUCACCUUUUCGACGAUUUGCCCACCGUCCUGGUUUAUGGCCCUCUAUACAACACUUACUGUGAUGAUGCUGCAGCCUUCGCCAUCGUGCCGAUCAUACUUAACAUCGCCCGUGGAGUCGCGGUCGGUGCUUUGCAGCCCUCUGGUAUUGCUCAGGUCGUAUUGUUGGCCAUUUGUGAAGUUGUUUCUGUCCUGACCCUGCUAGCCUUCCGACCUUUCCCGGGACCUAUCCAUAUGAAUUUGUACCACUGUCUCUUCUCCGUCGUGCGUUUCUUGACUGUCAUUCUGAGCGUGGUCUUCGUCCCCUCAUUGACAGUCUCAGACGCUGCCCGGGGCUGGAUUGGGUACUUAAUACUUAUCUUGCACGCCAUGGUACUGAUCUUUGGGUUCUUCCUCAACGCAAUGCAAACAUUGAUCGAGGUUCUAGCACGCCUGGCCGGUGCUGGUGGUGCUACACGUGGUGGUUUGAACAAGGUGCUGGGUAUGCGCCAACUAGCCAGGCGCACUGCUCGAAGUGGUAUUGCUCGCCAGAGCAUGGGCUCCGAAGCUGCCAUGCUCGGCCAUACCGACGAUCGCAUGUCUUCACAGUUUGAUGGGUCGCGGCCGCGCAGCUUCUCUGGUAGCUCUGCUCUGCUUUUAAACCGCGCAACAGCUAGUGAGGGUCGGGCUAGUGCCAUCCUUGACUAUGCCAGCUCGCAGGGUGGCACCCAUAGUCGCGCUGCAAGCGGAGGGUUCCCCACGCCAACAUCAACGGCUUACCAAGGAGCUGGCUUCCCCAGUGCACCGAACAGCCCGAUGGUCGGAAUGCAUCCUCGUGAUCCAUACUAUCGACCUCCCCGACCUGGUCGAAGAACACCUCAAGGUAGUGUGUCCUUUGAGAAGGGAAAGAGUCCGUCGAGAGGCUUCUUGAAGUCGAAGUCAAGCCGGCGGGCGGUUAAAUAUGAUGAGGACGGAGAGGGAGGGCCAAUGUCUGGACGGGCUACCCCUGUACCAGCAUAUCUGUCAGCUCCCAAGGAUGACAUGGAACUCGAUGCGCCGCUCCAGCCAAAGGAUUACGCUGUCCGUGAGGUCGAUUUCUACUACGGAGUCCGAGGUCCACCGCUGUCCCACAGCGGCACCCGAAAGCUGAAGACUGGCCCAGCAGACCCCACAGGUCCAGUAUCCUCUGCAACAGGGUGGUUCCGAGGUUUGCUUCAAGGGAAAACGAAGGAUAAGGCUAAAGGAUUCGAAGUCGUCCGAAGCGCUCGCGCACCUCCCCCAGGCAUGUUCCCACGAGGGAGCUAUAACGAACAUUACCAAGACGAUCCAGAAGCGCCAUCAGGUAGCCACUCUCGUAAUGUAUCCACGGGCAAUGUUCCAUACGACGACCCAGACGGUGACCACACACCCGGGCGGUCAAGCGAGACCCAUCCACCCAUCCUACCCUUAAUCAACACGUCAGUUGGCGGUGGCAUCGAGCUACCCAGUCGCACAGGCUCUCGCCACACACAAGUAGCCGGGGAACAAGACAGCGACCCAGGGGCCGGCCUACCACUUGUGAGAGAACCCCUAUCACAUGAAACUGGUGCAGGUCAAAACUCCAUCCACUCAGAACACCACCUGCAACCUGAAAACGCAGCACGCUUCCCUCUGAGUGGAAACAGCUCGCCGUCUCGCGAACGCGGUCUCUCAAUAACGUCAACCUCAAGAUCCCGGUCGAAUGCCUCAAGCCACCAGAACGGCCAACGAACCGAACGACCAUCAAGCAUGGGCUACGUCCCCCAACAUAGAGCCCACGACAACAUCCACGAAGCAAGUCCAGACGAGCCUUCGUUUGCCGGCAGUUCGGCAGAACUGGUCGACGAAGCCGCCAUGCACGGUGAACGCGACCACUAG